Molecule: messenger RNA, 2145 nt
Organism: Orbilia oligospora ATCC 24927
Lineage: Eukaryota; Fungi; Ascomycota; Orbiliomycetes; Orbiliales; Orbiliaceae
Exons: 8
Coding region: 1-2145 (714 amino acids)
Biological process (GO): prolyl-tRNA aminoacylation
Cellular component (GO): aminoacyl-tRNA synthetase multienzyme complex; cytoplasm
Molecular function (GO): aminoacyl-tRNA deacylase activity; ATP binding; proline-tRNA ligase activity
Source: RefSeq, a predicted model, not a curated record
AUGGCUUCAGACCUGCAGUCGAGAUUGGAGGCUCUCUCCAUCAACCCCACCGUUGUAUCCCAUGGCCCCUGCAAAAACGUAGCAGAAUGGCAUGCACAGCUUGACUCUGUGCUUCCACAACCAGGUUUCGAGUUCAAACUAGUAAAAACUAUGGUCUUCAAGCCCAAGGCCCCUAAGUCCGAAACUACUCCCCUGAUCGUUUUGAUUGCUCUCGAGGAUUCUCAAACUCCUUCUUCCACAGUUUGUAAGGCAGUAAAUGUCAAAGAGGCACGGUUGGCGAGUGAAGAUGUCGUCAACAGCACCCUAUCUAUCCCUACUACUGAUGUUUCUCCAUUUUCUAUUACCAAGGAAAAUUCAUCUGCUGUCAAGGUAGUUCUCGACAAGGCACUGUUAGAUUAUUCUGGCAAGCUUGGUGUCCACCCGAAUGAUUCUGCGAAAACCUUCUUCUUAGCCCAGAAAGACAUUCAACAGUACCUCCUCGGGACUGAGACUGAGAUAGACGAAGUUGAUUUUACUUCCGAAUUAUACCAAACGAGCGGCCCAUCCACUAUCGGGAAAUCCGAAACAAAGAAAGCUGUUCCCCCACCCCUACAAAAUGAAAAAAUCGAGGGGGCUGCUUUGAUCGGGAUUACUGUCAAGAAAGAGCUUGAUUUCCCCGGUUGGUAUCAACAGGUUCUGACCAAAGGAGAUAUGUUAGACUACUAUGACGUUUCUGGUUGCUAUAUCCUCAAGCCAUGGUCUUACACGAUCUGGGAGCAAAUACAAAAAUGGUUUGAUGCUAAAAUAAAGGGAAUUGGCGUUGAAAACUGCUAUUUCCCGAUGUUUGUGUCAUCCAAGGUUCUAGAAAGAGAAAAGGAUCAUAUUGAGGGGUUUGCCCCAGAGGUAGCUUGGGUUACUAAGGCAGGGAGCACCGACCUCGAUGAACCGAUCGCUAUUCGCCCUACAUCAGAGACGGUCAUGUAUCCAUACUAUGCAAAAUGGAUACGAUCACACCGUGAUCUACCUCUUCGUCUUAACCAGUGGAACUCCGUUGUUCGGUGGGAGUUCAAACACCCACAGCCUUUCCUCCGCACUCGUGAAUUUUUGUGGCAGGAAGGCCAUACCGCGCACUUGACGUUCAAGGAUGCAAAUGAAGAAGUCCUGCAGAUUCUGGACUUCUAUGCUGGUGUUUACGAAGAACUGCUUGCUGUCCCAGUCAUCAAAGGUAAAAAGACUGAUAAGGAGAGAUUUGCAGGCGGUCUUUUUACGACUACUUGUGAGGGGUAUAUUCCGACCACUGGUCGCGGCAUCCAGGGAGCUACUUCUCAUUGCCUGGGCCAGAACUUUAGCAAAAUGUUCGGAAUUACCGUCGAAGAUCCGUUCUCCAAAGAAGGAGAAGACAAAGAGAAGCUUUUCGUUUGGCAAAACUCUUGGGGUCUUUCGACCCGGGUUAUUGGUGUUAUGGUAAUGAUCCACGGCGACCAGAAGGGUUUAGUCUUGCCACCGCGAGUAGCUGGGCACCAGGUGGUGAUUGUCCCAUGCGGUAUUACAACAAAGACUUCCGAAUCCAACAGGGACAUGCUUUAUGACGAUAUCAAGAAAAUUGCCGCACGUCUAACCGAGGCGGGUAUCCGAGUAAAGGCCGAUUUACGAGACAGCUAUUCUCCAGGAUAUAAAUUUAACGAUUGGGAGUUAAAGGGUGUCCCACUUAGACUUGAAUAUGGGCCCCAGGAUGCCAAGAAAGGCCAGGUUCUUGGUGCCCGAAGAGAUACCGGCCAGAAGGCUGCCAUCUCACUCGAUAAGCUCACCGAUUCCGUGCAAAGCCUCCUAGACGCAAUUCAAACGGACCUCUAUAAGAAAGCCAAGGAAUCAUUCGAUUCGAAUAUCGAAACUAUCAAAAACUGGGAGGAGUUUGUGCCUGCGUUGAACCAGAAGAAAGUAAUUCAGAUGCCAUUCUGUCUUGAGGAGUCCUGCGAGGAUGACAUUAAGGAAAGAAGCAAGCGGACCGAUACUAGCGAGGCAGAAGAUGCUAAAGCUCCUAGCAUGGGCGCUAAGAGCUUGUGCCGCCCUUUCAAUCAACCUAGUGGUUUGGUGUUGGGUGAAACCAAAUGUCUAGCCUGCGGGAAAGAUGCGAAGGAAUAUUGCCUCUUCGGCCGAAGCUAUUAG